Messenger RNA from Mya arenaria, 1558 nucleotides. RefSeq names its product tyrosine-protein kinase SRK2-like. Gene Ontology annotation, biological process: cell surface receptor protein tyrosine kinase signaling pathway; cell differentiation; protein phosphorylation. Gene Ontology annotation, molecular function: ATP binding; signaling receptor binding; non-membrane spanning protein tyrosine kinase activity. The transcript has 10 exons. NCBI's taxonomy places the organism in Eukaryota, Metazoa, Mollusca, Bivalvia, Myida, Myidae. The record is from RefSeq and is a predicted model, not a curated record. Gene Ontology annotation, cellular component: extrinsic component of cytoplasmic side of plasma membrane. Bases 1 to 1554 code for a protein of 517 amino acids.
AUGGGGUGUGAUGAAUCCAAACCCAAGAUGGACACAUCGGAGUCGAUGUUCUCCGAUAUUAAAGGAAGGAGCGAGGAAAACGGGGACAAACCACGUGGGAAAAACUACUACACCAACCCCCCAGUUAAUCUACCACAGCCUGGGGAGAACUCUGAUGCUGAGGGAGGCAGUGGCGGAGGGAAACGUGUUUUCGCGCUCUAUGACUAUGAUGCCCGAACACAAGAUGACCUCACAUUCCGCAAAGGCGACGUUCUCGAACUUAUUAAGGGCAGAACUGAAGACAAUGAGGACUGGUGCUACGCGCGACAUACAUAUCCAAAAUAUAACAAUCUCCAGAAAGAGGGUUACGUGCCACGGACCUAUGUUGCAUUGGAGGAAAGUCUAGAGUCACAUGACUGGUUUUUCGGACGGGUGACACGUAAGGAGGCAGAGAGAAACUUGUUGACGAAGGACAACCCUGUUGGAGCUUUCCUAGUACGGGAGAGCGAGAGUUGUCCGGGGAGCUAUGCGUUGUCCAUUCGAGACUAUGACCAAAACAUGGCCAAUCCGGAUUGCGCCAAACAUUACAAGCUUCGCAACAUGGAUGAAGGCGGAGUGUACAUUGUCAAAAGACGACAGUUCAAGAGUAUGAUGGAACUUGUGGACCACUAUAAAGUGCAAGCGGAUGGUAUAUGCGGGUCACUGGUAGCACCGUGUUCUCGAGCUGCUCCGGUAAUGGUCGAUUUGAGUCGGGACACUAAGGACGCGUGGGAGAUUGACAGGAACUCGCUCCAGCUGGCACAGAGGCUUGGAGCUGGUCAGUUCGGGGAGGUCUGGAAAGGAAUAUGGAACAACACAACAGAUGUCGCUAUAAAAACUCUAAAGUCAGGCACAAUGAAAAAGGAGGCCUUUCUUGCCGAGGCCCAGAUUAUGAAGCAGUGUCGCCAUGACAAACUUGUGCGUCUGUACGCCAUUUGCUCGAAGGAGGAGCCGAUUUACAUUGUGACUGAGCUCCUCAAUGACAGUCUGCUAAACUACCUGCGGGAAGGAGAAGGACGAUUCAUAGAAUUCCCCGAUAUGGUGGACUACGCAGAACAGAUUGCUGCAGGAAUGUCUUAUCUGGAAAGGAAUAAGCUUAUCCAUAGAGAUUUAGCAGCAAGAAAUGUCCUUGUUGGUGCAAAUGGUAUUUGCAAAAUUGCCGACUUUGGUCUUGCGCGGAUAAUUGAGGAUGACGAAUACAAUCCUAAACAUGGAUUUAAGUUCCCGGUCAAGUGGACGGCCCCAGAGGCGGCUAAUUACAUGCGUUUCACGAUAAAGUCAGACGUGUGGUCAUACGGCAUUCUGCUCACGGAAAUCACUACACAUGGACAAGUACCAUACCCAGGCAUGACUAACCGAGAGGUUCUACAACACAUCGCCUACGGCUACCGCAUGCCUAAACCGCUGGAAUGCUCCGACGCCAUGUACGAAAUAAUGCUCAAGUGCUGGGAUAAACGUGAGGAAAAUCGACCAACUUUUGAAUUCAUGGAGUGCUUCUUCGAUGACUAUUUUGCCAAUACAGAACUCGAAAUAUAAUAAG